Messenger RNA from Cannabis sativa, 2212 nucleotides. RefSeq lists its product as uncharacterized. Bases 465 to 1931 code for a protein of 488 amino acids. The transcript is spliced from 5 exons. NCBI's taxonomy places the organism in Eukaryota, Viridiplantae, Streptophyta, Magnoliopsida, Rosales, Cannabaceae. The record is from RefSeq and is a predicted model, not a curated record.
AGAUUAGAUUGUGCGGAGUAGAUGGAGUAAUAUCUGGACACCUGUCAACUCACUGAGACCGAAUCAACCGAAACAUUUGUUUUUCUCUUCCAAUUUCCAAGUUCCAACUGAAUUCAAUACGAACCUUGCCCUCAAUAGAAGAUUCCUCUAAAACCCAGGUCUCUCUCUUCUGAUUUUAGGGUUUACAUCUCAAUUUUCUGUGUUCAGCUAUUCAUCACCGUCCCCUUUAUCUAUGUGGCGAAAUCCUGGGGCGGCUCUUCCUUCUUAACAAUUCUUGGGUUUUCACUACUAAAGCUAAACACAGUUCUUUCACAGAAAAACUCUUAAACCCCUAAACCCUCUCAACACAGUUCUUUCACAGAAAAACCCCUAAACUUCUCUACUGUGGCCGCUCCAAUUGGGUUCUCCGGCUUGGCCACUUCGCCGGUUCUCUUCCUUUCAUCUCAAUAAGGGAAAUUUGCAGGAUGGUUCCCGAAUUGGACCUUAAACCAAAGUUAGAAGCGUCAAUGAGAGUUUCGUUUCAUAAGGACAACAUCACAACCAUCCAGCAAGAUCCUGAUGAUAGUUUCUUGCCUUGUUUGAGCAAUUAUAAGGACGACAUAUUUGAAAUGGAAGAAUCACUGGUUCAACAAACCACAGAACCAAAUGGAGGUGAUAAUGAGGAGCUGGACAUAAUUGGUGAUACAUAUUCUUGUGACGAUGGGCUGAUUGAAUCCAAUCGUGCUGAUGUAAUUGAAAGUUCAAGUUCAAGUUCUUUUGGUGAUUCAGUAUCCGAGAGAGAGAAUAGUCCUAAGUUAGAUGGUGAUGAAGUUCAAUCACGGUUGCGCAGUGACCGUGCUUCAAUAUCAGAAUACGAUGAAUAUUAUGAUGCAUUUCGAUUGAGGAAGAAGAAGAUGACGCCUCAUUGGAGAAUGUAUAUACGUCCUAUAAUGUGGCGCUGUAAAUGGAUGGAAUUGCAAAUUAAAGAACUUCGAUCGCAAGCUAUGAAAUAUGACAGAGAACUUGAAAAAUAUGAUGACAGAAAGCAGCGUGAAUUUGACACUUAUACUCCAGAAGGUUUUGGUUCAAAGUCACUUCCAUUUUCUAGUCAAAUCAAAAGAAACAAAGUUAUGAAGAGGAAGAAAAGAAAGAGAGUUGAGCAGACAAUUGAUUUAGUGCCAUACAUGUCGCAGCAUAACUUUUUUUCAUAUUAUGAAAGUAAGAGUCCUGCUCCUGUCAGUGCUCCCAUGGAAGAUAAUUCUAGUACGCUAGGUAAGGCUAGUUAUGACAAUGAUGAGUUUGGGACAACCUCAUCCUUCGAGUUUCAAGAUGGCGAUGAUCACUACGAUGCUAUUCUUUUGGAUAUUGAAAAGCUACGUUUACGAGUACAAAAAUUGAUUCCCAGAGUGAAGAAGAUGGUUUCUGAAAACUCGGAAAAGAUUUCUUCUAUAAAUAAGUUGAACAUAGUUGCACCUUGUAAUGGGCUGACUAGCUCAGCUCAAAAUACUGUACCUCCUGAAAAUAGGAAUGGAUUACUUAUACUUAAGAGUGCUGUUUCAAGUCAUGGGGAGGUGACUCCUCAUUCUGAAAUGACUGUAAGCAAAAAUCCCUUUCAAAUUGGCUGCUUAUAUGGAACUGUAGGUUACUCUAAUAAGCUGCUGUCAUUUACUUUAUUGUUUGAAAUAUUAACUAAGCCCUUAUCAAACCAUUUAUGCAUACAGACUGAGGAUGAAGUGCUGAUAGAUAAUGAGCAAGCCAAGGAAGAGUUACAUGAUUUUAAGAAACUUAGAGAUCAGCUGGCAGAGAAGCCUGACGGAUCAACAGGAGAGCAGAAAGCAAUUCCUACCCUUUCAGAAGCUGUCUCGCCUUUGAAAGCGGCUGUUCAGAAUGUGAAAUCUAAUAAGAAAAUAUACCGUGGUAAGCGAAAGGCUAAGACUGGUUCAAGAAGAUGAAGCUGGUUCUAGGUAAGCUUGGUAAAUGUGCUCGUUAUUUGUUUGGAAGUUUAAUAUAUCAGCUGGGUCUCUAAAGUUUUUAUAUUGUAUAUGCUAAUUCUCCUUCCCCUCUACUGUAAAUCGUCUCUCCACUAUAGUGUAAAAAAAAGAAAAUGUUCUUAUCUGCAUUUGUUAAUUAAAAGAAAUACUUAGUUUUGAGUCCACCUAACUUCUCAAUUUCGGAAGUCUGUCGAUAAAUACUAUAUGUUUUCAAUGUUAUCCACUUAAAGUUAAAUACCAAA